CUUCGUUUAGCCUUGUUCCAGCUCUACCUCCAUUAUCUAUAAGAACAACUGAACAAGUCACGCCUUUGUAGGAGCUCAUCGUACUCGAGACAAUUUGAGAAAUCAAGUCAAAGUCUAGUUUUGUACUUGUGAGCAACGUUUAUACACAGAUAUUUGUAGGCGACAGCUUUAGUAGACAUCGAUACCUCAACCACCAAGUCGAGACAUUCAAUUGCGGGACACACCAUCCUAUAAAUUCAUCGAAAAGGACAAACCUACGAAAAAAGCAACGAUGGCUUCCACGGAGACUCCAAAGAUCACCAUUCACUGGUUGAACUAUUCCCGCUCCCAUCGCAUUGUCUGGCUCCUCGAAGAACUUAACCUCGAGUAUGAAAUCAAGCUCUACAAACGCGGCGAAGACAGGCUCGCCCCAAAAGAGCUCCGCGACCUCCAUCCGCUUGGAAAGAGCCCCCUGCUCGAGAUCCAGACACCGGGUCGGGAGAAGCCUCUGAUCAUCGCCGAAUCGGCGUUCAUCGUGGAGUAUUUGACCGAGAGUUUCGGGAAGCAGAUGAUCCCGGCGCGGUUCCCCGAGGGCAAGGAGACGAUCGGGUUCGAGUCGGAGGAGUGGCUGCGCUAUCGGCACUUGCUUCAUUUCGCCGAAGGGAGCUUCAUGCCUCCUCUUUUGAUCGCGCUCAUGGUCGGCACGAUCCGUGAUGCGCCCGUGCCCUUCUUCAUCAAGCCCGUGACCAAGAGCAUCGCCCAAAAAAUCAACGACGGCUUCCUCAGUAACCAGCUCAAGCAGAACUUCGCCUUCGUGGAGAGCCAGGUAGCCAGCAGCCCGGACGCCGGGGAGUUCCUCUGCGGGAAGAGCCUCACGGGGGCGGACAUCAUGAUGAUCUUCCCGCUCCAAGGCGCGAUGAGCCGAGGGGGACUCAACGCAGAAGAGCACCCCAAGACGGUUGCGUACGUCAAGCGGCUCGAGGAACGGGACGCGUACAAACGGGGCGUGCAGAAGAUCGUCGAUUUGACGGGAGAACCGUUCAGCCCGGUGUUCCAGUGAUGUGGUAACCUCAGUCGAGCGGCGUCUUUGAAUUUAAAAUACCAUAUUCCUGAUAGACAAUAGCAUCAACCGUGGCAUCGUACCACAGAUAAGCAUUUGAAAGCAAAGAGUGUCAAGUCGGAUGCAAUCUUAGUCAGAUGCAAAGCAAAAUGAUCAUUCGAGCCCACGAGAUGGGAGUCAUCGUAUUCAUGCCGUGGAGGCGGAAUAAUUAAACGAGGAGCUGGAUCGAUAUACGU
Messenger RNA from Eremomyces bilateralis CBS 781.70, 1275 nucleotides. Its product is annotated as glutathione S-transferase. Lineage: Eukaryota; Fungi; Ascomycota; Dothideomycetes; Eremomycetales; Eremomycetaceae. The record is from RefSeq and is a predicted model, not a curated record. The transcript has 3 exons. Bases 272 to 1039 code for a protein of 255 amino acids.